UCUGGCUGUCUGGGGAUGUCGGACGCGGGCGGCGGAGGUCCCGGCGAGGAGGGCGGCCUGGAGGUGCCCGGCUCCGCGGUGCCGAAUGUGGCCGAUGUCUCGGUGCUGCAGAAGCACCUGCGCAAGCUGGUGCCGCUGCUGCUGGAGGACGGCGGGGGGGUCCCGGCCGCGCUGGAGGCGGCGCUGGAGGAGAAGGGGGCCCUGGAGCAGAUGCGCAAGUUCCUCUCCGACCCGCAGGUGCACACGGUGCUGGUGGAGCGAUCCACGCUCAAGGAGGAUGUGAGUGAUGAAGGAGAAGAGGAAAAAGAAAUCAUAUUGUAUAGCAUUAAUAAUGACAUUCAUUAUGGGCUAAAGUCAAACAGUUUGGCGUUCAUUAAGCGUACACCAGUGAUCGAUGCUGACAAACCAGUGUCCUCCCAACUUAGAGUUCUUACUCUUAGUGAAGAUUCUCCUUAUGAAACAUUACAUUCUUUCAUUAGCAAUGCUGUUGCUCCCUUUUUUAAGUCCUUUAUCAGAGAGUCUGGCAAAGCAGACAGGGAUGGUGAUAAAAUGGCUCCAUCAGUUGAGAAAAAAAUUGCAGAACUUGAAAUGGGACUGCUGCAUUUACAGCAGAAUAUUGAAAUUCCAGAGAUCAGUUUGCCAAUUCAUACAAUUAUUACUAAUGUUGCCAAACAAUGUUAUGAGCGUGGAGAAAAGCCAAAGGUUACUGACUUUGGUGACAAGGUUGAGGACCCAACUUUUCUCAACCAGCUACAGUCUGGAGUUAACCGAUGGAUUAGAGAAAUACAAAAGGUGACCAAACUGGAUCGAGAUCCUGCGUCAGGCACGGCUUUACAGGAAAUUAGUUUCUGGCUGAACUUGGAACGUGCUCUGUACCGCAUUCAGGAGAAGCGUGAAAGCCCGGAAGUCCUCCUGACGCUAGAUAUCUUGAAACAUGGCAAACGUUUUCAUGCUACUGUCAGCUUUGACACGGACACAGGUCUAAAACAGGCACUGGAAACUGUAAAUGACUACAAUCCACUGAUGAAAGACUUUCCUUUGAAUGACUUGUUGUCUGCUACUGAACUGGACAAAAUAAGACAGGCACUUGUGGCAAUAUUCACCCAUCUGAGAAAAAUCAGAAAUACAAAGUACCCCAUUCAAAGGGCACUGCGUCUAGUGGAAGCCAUUUCAAGAGACCUGAGUUCUCAGCUACUUAAAGUAUUGGGAACCAGAAAACUGAUGCAUGUUGCCUAUGAAGAGUUUGAAAAGGUUAUGGUUGCAUGUUUUGAAGUCUUCCAUACUUGGGAUGAUGAAUAUGAAAAACUUCAAGUGUUGCUGAGAGACAUUGUGAAGAGAAAGAGAGAAGAGAAUCUGAAGAUGGUGUGGCGUAUCAAUCCUGCUCACAGGAAACUGCAAGCUCGUCUUGAUCAAAUGAGGAAGUUCAGGCGCCAGCAUGAGCAGCUGAGAGCAGUUAUUGUGAGAGUCUUAAGACCUCAGGUCACUGCUGUUGCCCAGCAGAAUCAAGGAGAUGUACCUGAACCCCAGGAUAUGAAGGCAGCAGAAGUCCUUUUUGAUUCUGCAGAUGCUAAUGCUAUUAAAGAAGUAAAUCUUGCUUAUGAGAAUGUUAAAGAAGUAGAUGGCUUAGAUGUUUCUAAAGAAGGUACAGAAGCCUGGGAGGCAGCAAUGAAACGGUAUGAUGAAAGAAUUGAUAGGGUUGAAACAAGAAUAACUGCUAGUCUACGAGACCAGCUUGGCACAGCAAAGAAUGCUAAUGAAAUGUUCAGGAUCUUCUCCAGAUUCAAUGCUUUGUUUGUCAGACCUCACAUUCGGGGUGCUAUUCGUGAAUAUCAAACACAAUUGAUCCAGCGUGUAAAAGAUGAUAUCGAGUCUCUUCAUGAUAAAUUCAAGGUACAAUACCCACAAAGUCAGGCUUGCAAAAUGAGUCAUGUUCGUGACUUGCCUCCCUUGUCUGGGUCUAUAAUCUGGGCCAAACAGAUUGAUCGACAGCUCACAGCCUACAUGAAGCGUGUUGAAGAUGUGCUUGGCAAAGGUUGGGAGAACCAUGUUGAAGGUCAGAAGCUGAAGCAGGAUGGAGACAGCUUCCGUAUGAAGCUCAGCACUCAAGAAAUAUUUGAUGACUGGGCAAAGAAGGUUCAGCAGCGCAACCUUGGUGUGUGUGGCCGUAUCUUCACUAUUGAAAACACUCGUGUUAGAGGCCGAAUUGGAAAUGUCCUCAAACUAAAAGUCAACUUUCUCCCAGAAAUAAUAACACUCUCAAAAGAAGUCCGCAACCUUAAGUGGUUUGGAUUUCGUGUUCCACUUGCAAUUGUCAACAAAGCUCACCAAGCAAACCAGCUCUAUCCUUUUGCUAUUUCUCUGAUUGAAAGUGUCCGUACGUAUGAACGUACUUGUGAGAAGGUGGAAGAGCGUAACAGUAUUUCUCUGCUGAUAGCCGGUCUAAAGAAGGAAGUGCAGGCUUUGAUUGGAGAAGGAAUUGCCCUGGUGUGGGAGUCAUACAAACUUGACCCCUAUGUACAACGCCUAGCAGAGACUGUCUUCAGCUUCCAAGAAAAGGUGGAUGAUCUGCUCAUUAUUGAAGAAAAAAUAGACCUGGAAGUUCGAUCCUUGGAAACCUGCAUGUAUGAUCAUAAGACUUUUUCAGAAAUCUUGAACAGAGUUCAAAAAGCUGUGGAUGACUUGAAUCUUCAUUCAUAUUCCAAUUUGCCGAUCUGGGUCAAUAAGUUGGAUAUGGAGAUUGAACGAAUACUAGGAGUUCGUCUACAGGCUGGGCUGAGAGCUUGGACCCAAGUUCUUCUUGGACAAGCUGAUGAUAAAGCAGAAGUUGACAUGGAUACAGAUGUGCCUCAAGUCAGUCACAAGCCUGGUGGGGAGCCAAAGAUCAAAAAUGUUGUACAUGAACUGAGGAUAACCAACCAGGUGAUCUAUUUGAAUCCACCAAUUGAAGAAUGCAGAUAUAAGCUCUAUCAAGAAAUGUUUUCCUGGAAAAUGGUAAUACUAUCACUACCCAGAAUUCAAAGUCAAAGAUACCAGGUGGGUGUACACUAUGAGUUGUCUGAGGAAGAGAAGUUCUAUCGGAAUGCCUUAACACGGAUGCCUGAUGGUCCUGUAGCACUGGAGGAGUCUUAUUCGGCUGUUAUGGGCAUUGUGACAGAGGUUGAACGGUAUGUUAAGGUAUGGCUGCAGUACCAGUGCUUAUGGGAUAUGCAAGCUGAAAACAUAUAUAACCGUCUUGGAGAAGAUUUAAAUAAGUGGCAAGCCCUCUUAGUUCAGAUAAGGAAGGCUAGAGGAACCUUUGACAAUGCAGAAACCAGGAAGGAAUUUGGACCUGUUAUCAUAGACUAUGGGAAGGUACAAUUUAAGGUGAACCUGAAAUAUGACUCUUGGCAUAAGGAAGUACUCAGUAAAUUUGGCCAAAUGCUAGGUCAGAACAUGACAGAGUUCCACUCUCAAAUUUCUAAGUCCCGUCAAGAGUUGGAGCAGCAUUUAGUGGACACUGCUAGUACAUCAGAUGCAGUGACAUUCAUCACAUAUGUACAAUCCCUGAAACGUAAAAUCAAGCAGUUUGAGAAACAAGUUGAGCUUUACCGCAAUGGUCAGCGCUUGCUAGAGAAACAGAGGUUCCAGUUCCCUUCCUCCUGGUUAUACAUUGACAACAUUGAAGGAGAGUGGGGUGCUUUCAAUGACAUAAUGCGUCGCAAGGAUUCUGCCAUUCAGCAACAAGUAGCAAACUUGCAAAUGAAGAUCGUUCAAGAGGAUCGAGCAGUGGAGAGCCGUACAACUGACCUGCUGACUGACUGGGAGAAAACUAAGCCUGUGACAGGAAACUUGCGUCCAGAGGAGGCUCUUCAAGCACUUACCGUUUUUGAAGGGAAAUUUGGUAGGUUGAAAGAUGAUCGUGAGAAAUGUGCAAAGGCCAAAGAAGCUCUUGAGCUAACAGAUACAGGACUACUCAGUGGCAGUGAAGAACGUGUGCAGGUAGCUUUAGAAGAGUUACAAGACCUCAAAGGAGUUUGGUCUGAGCUUUCUAAGGUCUGGGACCAGAUUGAUCAGAUGAAGGAGCAGCCAUGGGUUUCAGUACAGCCUCGCAAGCUUCGACAAAAUUUGGACGGCUUACUGAACCAGUUGAAAAACUUCCCCGCUCGUUUGCGGCAGUAUGCCUCCUAUGAAUAUGUUCAGAGACUUCUGAAGGGUUACAUGAAGAUAAACAUGUUGGUGAUUGAACUGAAAUCUGAGGCUCUUAAAGAUCGUCACUGGAAGCAGCUGAUGAAGAGACUUCAUGUGAACUGGGUUGUCUCUGAACUAACCCUGGGACAGAUCUGGGAUGUUGACUUGCAGAAGAAUGAAGCAAUUGUGAAAGAUGUACUUCUUGUGGCUCAGGGAGAGAUGGCUUUGGAAGAGUUCUUGAAACAGAUAAGAGAAGUGUGGAACACUUAUGAACUGGAUUUGGUUAACUAUCAGAACAAAUGUCGUUUGAUUCGUGGUUGGGAUGAUCUCUUCAACAAGGUCAAGGAGCACAUUAACAGUGUGUCUGCCAUGAAGUUAUCACCAUACUACAAGGUGUUUGAAGAAGAUGCCCUUAGCUGGGAGGACAAAUUGAAUCGCAUCAUGGCACUCUUUGAUGUCUGGAUAGAUGUCCAAAGGCGAUGGGUCUAUCUGGAGGGGAUCUUCACUGGUAGUGCUGAUAUUAAGCACUUACUGCCUGUUGAAACACAGAGGUUCCAAAGCAUCAGUACUGAAUUUCUGGCACUUAUGAAAAAAGUAUCCAAAUCUCCCCUUGUGAUGGAUGUUCUUAACAUCCAAGGUGUACAAAGGUCACUGGAGAGAUUAGCAGACUUGCUUGGAAAGAUCCAGAAAGCAUUGGGAGAAUAUCUGGAGAGGGAGAGAUCCUCCUUUCCUCGGUUCUACUUCGUUGGUGAUGAGGACUUGCUCGAAAUCAUAGGAAACAGCAAGAAUGUAGCUAAGCUCCAGAAACAUUUCAAGAAAAUGUUUGCUGGAGUUUCUAGCAUCAUCCUGAAUGAAGAUAACACUGUUGUUCUGGGGAUCUCAUCACGAGAAGGAGAGGAGGUGCUGUUCAAAACACCUGUGUCUAUCACAGAACAUCCUAAGAUCAAUGAGUGGCUCACACUUGUUGAAAAAGAAAUGAGGGUCACACUGGCAAAGCUGCUAGCUGAGUCUGUUACUGAAGUAGAAAUCUUUGGUAAAGCAACUUCAAUUGAUCCAGUUCUCUAUAUUUCUUGGAUUGACAAAUAUCAGGCCCAGCUUGUUGUCCUGUCAGCCCAAAUUGCAUGGUCAGAGAAUGUGGAAUCUGCUCUGAAUGGCAUGGGUGGUGAUGGAGACAGCAGUCCUCUGCACUCUGUGCUGGCUAAUGUUGAAGUCACGCUGAACGUGUUAGCAGACUCUGUCUUGAUGGAACAGCCACCUCUCCGCAGAAGGAAAUUGGAACACUUGAUUACAGAGUUAGUGCACCAAAGAGAUGUUACAAGAUCACUGAUCAAAAGUAAGAUUGACAACUCCAAAUCCUUUGAGUGGCUCAGCCAGAUGCGAUUCUACUUUGACCCAAAACAGACAGAUGUGUUGCAACAGCUGUCCAUUCAGAUGGCAAAUGCCAAAUUCAACUAUGGCUUUGAGUAUCUUGGUGUUCAGGAUAAACUAGUUCAGACUCCUCUUACUGACCGCUGUUACCUGACAAUGACGCAAGCCUUGGAGGCAAGACUUGGAGGCUCACCUUUUGGUCCUGCUGGUACUGGUAAAACAGAAUCUGUAAAGGCCCUUGGACACCAGCUUGGCCGCUUUGUUCUGGUUUUCAACUGUGAUGAAACAUUUGACUUCCAGGCAAUGGGACGCAUCUUUGUGGGGCUUUGUCAAGUGGGCGCCUGGGGCUGCUUUGAUGAGUUCAAUAGACUUGAGGAGCGCAUGCUUUCGGCUGUUUCUCAGCAGGUUCAAUGCAUCCAGGAAGCCUUGCGAGAACAUUGCAAUCCAAACUAUGACAAGACUUCUGCACCUAUUACUUGUGAGCUGCUGAAUAAACAAGUUAAAGUGAGCCCAGACAUGGCUAUCUUCAUCACCAUGAAUCCUGGUUAUGCGGGUAGAUCAAAUCUUCCAGACAACUUGAAGAAGCUGUUCCGUAGUUUGGCGAUGACAAAGCCAGACCGCCAGCUGAUUGCCCAGGUCAUGUUGUACUCCCAGGGUUUCCGUACUGCUGAAGUGCUUGCCAAUAAGAUUGUCCCAUUCUUCAAGGAUUAUAUCCCAGUGGAUCAGGAAGAGCUGAGAGACUAUGUAAAAGCCAGGCUGAAAGUGUUUUAUGAAGAAGAACUUGAUGUGCCACUAGUGCUGUUCAAUGAAGUUUUGGAUCAUGUGCUAAGAAUUGACCGAAUCUUCCGCCAGCCUCAGGGUCACUUGCUUCUCAUUGGAGUUAGUGGAGCAGGGAAAACGACUCUCUCGCGAUUUGUGGCUUGGAUGAAUGGUUUAAGUGUUUACCAAAUAAAGGUUCAUAGGAAAUACACAGGUGAAGACUUUGAUGAAGAUCUGAGAACCGUCUUAAGACGUUCUGGCUGCAAGAAUGAGAAAAUAGCAUUUAUAAUGGAUGAGUCAAAUGUACUGGAUUCUGGAUUCCUGGAGAGAAUGAAUACUCUUCUGGCCAAUGGAGAGGUUCCUGGUCUCUUUGAAGGAGAUGAAUAUGCCACCCUUAUGACUCAAUGUAAAGAGGGAGCACAGAAAGAAGGUUUAAUGCUAGAUUCACAUGAAGAACUGUACAAAUGGUUCACCAGUCAAGUUAUUCGCAAUCUCCAUGUUGUGUUCACCAUGAACCCAUCUUCUGAGGGCCUGAAGGACAGAGCAGCUACUUCUCCAGCUCUCUUCAACAGGUGUGUCUUGAACUGGUUUGGAGACUGGUCAACUGAAGCACUGUACCAAGUUGGCAAAGAGUUUACAAGCAAAAUGGAUCUUGAGAAGCCAAACUACAUUGUGCCAGACUAUAUGCCAGUUGUGUAUGAGAAAUUACCACAACCGCCAUCACAUAGGGAAGCUAUUGUAAAUAGCUGUGUAUUUGUUCAUCAGACCCUUCAUCAGGCUAACGCUCGUCUAGCAAAACGGGGAGGCAGAACUAUGGCUAUCACACCACGUCACUAUUUGGACUUCAUCAACCAUUAUGCCAACUUGUUCAAUGAGAAAAGGAGUGAGCUGGAGGAACAGCAGAUGCAUUUGAAUGUUGGUCUUAGAAAGAUCAAGGAAACUGUUGACCAGGUGGAAGAACUGCGUAGGGACUUGAGAAUAAAGAGCCAGGAGUUGGAAGUAAAGAAUGCAGCAGCUAAUGACAAGCUGAAAAAAAUGGUGAAGGAUCAGCAAGAAGCCGAGAAGAAAAAGGUUAUGAGCCAAGACAUUCAAGAGCAGCUCCACAAACAGCAAGCAGUAAUUGCAGAUAAGCAAAUGAGUGUGAAGGAGGAUCUAGACAAAGUCGAACCUGCUGUCAUUGAAGCUCAGAAUGCUGUAAAAUCAAUAAAAAAGCAGCAUCUGGUAGAGGUCCGUUCUAUGGCCAACCCACCUGGAGCAGUGAAGCUAGCACUAGAGUCCAUCUGUCUACUAUUGGGUGAAAGUACAACUGACUGGAAACAGAUACGUUCCAUCAUUAUGAGGGAAAACUUCAUUCCAACUAUUGUAAACUUUUCUGCUGAGGAGAUCAGUGAUUCCAUCCGGGAAAAGAUGAAGAAGAAUUAUAUGUCAAAUCCAAGUUACAAUUAUGAAAUCGUAAACCGAGCAUCCUUAGCAUGUGGUCCCAUGGUAAAAUGGGCAAUUGCACAGCUGAAUUAUGCUGAUAUGUUAAAACGAGUAGAACCCCUCCGCAAUGAACUACAGAAACUGGAGGAUGAUGCCAAAGACAAUCAACAGAAAGCUAAUGAGGUAGAACAGAUGAUUCGUGAUCUCGAGGCCAGUAUUGCUCGCUACAAGGAAGAGUAUGCAGUGCUGAUUUCAGAGGCUCAAGCAAUUAAGGCGGACCUGGCUGCAGUUGAAGCAAAAGUAAACCGUAGCACGGCUCUCUUGAAGAGUCUGUCUGCUGAACGUGAAAGAUGGGAGAAGACAAGUGAAACCUUCAAGAACCAGAUGUCCACUAUUGCAGGAGACUGUUUGCUUUCAGGAGCUUUUAUUGCUUAUGCUGGGUACUUUGACCAGCAAAUGCGACAGAACUUGUUCACUACAUGGUCCCAUCACUUGCAGCAAGCAAAUAUCCAGUUCCGUACAGACAUUGCAAGAACAGAAUACCUUUCCAAUGCAGAUGAGCGUCUUCGCUGGCAAGCAAGUUCUCUACCUGCAGAUGACCUGUGCACAGAAAACGCCAUCAUGCUUAAGCGGUUUAAUAGGUAUCCACUGAUCAUUGAUCCUUCUGGACAAGCCACAGAGUUCAUUAUGAAUGAAUACAAGGACCGUAAGAUCACUCGUACUAGCUUUUUGGAUGAUGCUUUCAGAAAGAACUUGGAAAGUGCACUGAGAUUUGGUAACCCUCUACUCGUCCAGGAUGUGGAGAGCUAUGACCCAGUUCUGAAUCCUGUGCUGAAUCGUGAAGUCCGGAGAACUGGAGGUCGAGUGCUUAUUACCCUGGGAGACCAAGAUAUUGACUUGUCACCGUCCUUUGUCAUCUUCCUCUCCACCAGAGAUCCAACAGUUGAAUUUCCCCCGGAUCUCUGCUCUCGUGUUACGUUUGUCAAUUUCACAGUAACUCGCAGUAGUUUACAGAGCCAGUGUCUGAAUGAGGUCCUGAAAGCUGAAAGACCAGAUGUUGAUGAAAAACGUUCUGACCUCCUUAAACUUCAAGGUGAAUUCCAACUGCGUUUGCGGCAGUUAGAAAAAUCUCUGCUACAAGCUCUCAAUGAAGUGAAGGGACGUAUUUUAGAUGAUGACACAAUCAUAACUACUUUGGAGAACCUAAAGAAGGAAGCAGCAGAGGUCACCAGAAAAGUAGAAGAGACUGAUAUUGUCAUGCAAGAGGUGGAGACUGUAUCUCAGCAGUAUCUGCCACUUUCUACAGCAUGCAGUAGUAUCUACUUCACAAUGGAGUCACUGAAACAGAUACACUUCUUAUACCAGUAUUCUCUCCAGUUUUUCUUGGACAUCUAUCAUAAUGUCUUGUAUGAGAACCCAAAUUUGAAGGGAAUUACAGACCAUACCCAGCGUCUCUCAAUCAUCACAAAAGACCUCUUCCAGGUGGCUUUCAAUAGAGUAGCUCGUGGCAUGUUACAUCAGGAUCACAUAACCUUUGCUAUGCUGUUGGCCAGAAUUAAACUUAAAGGCACAAUUGGGGAGCCUACGUAUGAUGCAGAAUUCCAACAUUUCUUAAGAGGAAAAGAAAUUGUACUCAGCACAGCAUCUCUUCCAAAGAUCAGUGGACUUACAACAGAGCAAAUGGAAGCUAUGAUGAGAUUGAGUUGCCUUCCUGAGUUUAAGGACCUGGUUUCUAAGGUUCAAGCUGAUGAGCAAUUCUGUAUCUGGUUGGAGAGCAGUUCACCAGAGCAGACUGUGCCAUACAUUUGGUCUGAAGAAAAACCUGCAACACCUAUUGGGCAGGCCAUUCAUCGUUUACUCUUGAUCCAGGCAUUCCGUCCAGAUCGUCUGCUGGCCAUGGCACAUGCCUUUGUUUCAGCAAACCUUGGCGAAUCCUUUAUGUCUAUUAUGGAGCAGCCAUUAGAUCUGACACAUAUUGUAGAUACUGAGGUGAAACCUAAUACUCCUGUACUGAUGUGUUCUGUACCUGGCUAUGAUGCCAGUGGCCAUGUUGAAGAUCUUGCCACUGAACAAAACACACAGAUUACCUCUAUUGCUAUAGGCUCUGCUGAAGGAUUUAAUCAAGCAGAUAAGGCAAUAAACACGGCAGUGAAAUCUGGCAGGUGGGUGAUGCUAAAGAAUGUCCAUCUGGCUCCUGGUUGGUUGAUGCAGCUAGAGAAGAAGCUGCAUUCUUUACAACCUCAUGCUUGCUUCAGACUUUUCCUUACAAUGGAGAUAAAUCCCAAGGUGCCGGUGAAUUUGCUACGUGCUGGUCGGAUCUUUGUGUUUGAACCUCCUCCUGGUGUAAAGGCGAACAUGCUGAGGACGUUCAGUAGUAUUCCUGUUUCUAGAAUAUGCAAGUCUCCAAAUGAACGUGCUCGUUUAUAUUUCCUCCUUGCCUGGUUCCAUGCCAUCAUUCAAGAACGUUUGCGAUAUGCUCCCCUGGGCUGGUCCAAGAAAUAUGAAUUUGGUGAAUCUGAUCUGAGAUCUGCCUGUGACACAAUAGAUACAUGGUUGGAUGAUACAGCAAAAGGUCGCCAAAACAUUUCACCUGAUAAGAUCCCAUGGUCUGCUCUGAAGACAUUGAUGGCACAGUCCAUUUAUGGAGGUCGCAUUGAUAAUGAAUUUGAUCAGCGUCUGCUAAACACUUUCCUGGAGCGUUUGUUUACCACUUUGAGCUUUGAUAGUGAAUUCAAACUGGCUUGCAAGGUUGAUGGACAUAAGGAUAUUCAAAUGCCAGAUGGAAUCAGGUUACAUUACCAGUUUAUCUGAACUUCACCCGUGCUGAUCUGAUCUUCACUGUUGACUUUGAAAUAGCCACCAAGGAAGAUCCUCGCAGUUUCUAUGAACGUGGUGUUGCAGUCCUCUGCACAGAGUAACAAAAUAACGCUUUCUAACAGGAAAAUAGUAGUAAAAUUCAGUGUCUUUAAUCUAGUCUACAGUGUUAGUUUUAACUUCCAAGGGAUGGUUAAGUUGUCAGAAGGAUUGGUGUAAAGUUGACUUGAUAGAGGCUGGUGUACUUGAAAGGUGAUACUGAUGAUUUGAGGAAGAAUUGGAUGUGGUUUUUAGAUGGCUCUAGUUACAUGUGGUAAUGUUUGGUGGUUCUUACUACAUUAAAUAAAUUCUAUAGCAUGA
Trachemys scripta elegans is the source of this 10890-nucleotide messenger RNA. It is a transcript of the gene DYNC1H1, whose product is annotated as dynein cytoplasmic 1 heavy chain 1. Lineage: Eukaryota; Metazoa; Chordata; Testudines; Emydidae. Gene Ontology annotation, molecular function: dynein light intermediate chain binding; dynein intermediate chain binding; minus-end-directed microtubule motor activity. Gene Ontology annotation, biological process: microtubule-based movement. The record is from RefSeq and is a predicted model, not a curated record. Gene Ontology annotation, cellular component: dynein complex.